This is a messenger RNA of Camelus dromedarius (Arabian camel), 4046 nucleotides long. RefSeq names its product coiled-coil domain containing 116 (gene CCDC116). The transcript is spliced from 4 exons. Bases 463 to 2526 code for a protein of 687 amino acids. Gene Ontology annotation, cellular component: centrosome. Lineage: Eukaryota; Metazoa; Chordata; Mammalia; Artiodactyla; Camelidae. The record is from RefSeq and is a predicted model, not a curated record.
AGCUGCGUGGCAGUCCUGCAAUCAGCGCGCAGACCGCGGAGCAGAGCGGCGCGGAUUUGGUGAGCGGGUCGGCCGCGGCCAGGGCGGACGCCGGGGCGCAGGGGCCGGGAGGAUGGAGGUCCGGACGCACCAGGCCCAGAGAUGGUUGGAGACAGGAUGCGGAAGCCCUCGGGGACCCCACCCGCUACGAAUCUGGACGUGGACGGUGUGCAGACGCCCAGGGUGCUCCAAGCGGAGGACUAGCUGGACGCUUGAAGGGCGUGGGGUACGGGGAGCCAGGGACCAGGGACAACAGCACCCCAGGGCCGCUGACACAGUGGCCAAUGGACGGACGGAGACUCAGACCCAUGGAGGCCUGGGGGACCCUCAUGCCAUCUCCCCGCCCCGCGCAGAGAGGAAUCCGUGGACGCACCGCGGAACUGACGAGAGAAAAGGCGGGCAGCGGGCCAGGCCACUCGCACCAUGACCAGCUACCGUUACCGCUCGGGAUAUUUGGCCGACGAUGAGGCCGGCCACAGCACCUACGCCUCCCGGCCACCAAAGAAGCCACUGCUCCCUGAAAUGGGGCAAGCCUCCAAGCUGGGCCCCAUGCCACAGCCACCAUCGAUGCACAGCCUCUGGGGCAGUUCAGGGCUCCACAGCCACCGCCAGAACCUCAGGGGCCCUCGACCCUUCCAGAGCUUCCUGGACUUCCUUGUUGAGGGACAGGUCCUGGACAGCCUGCAGACAGUGGUGGAAAAGGCAACUGAGCUCAUGGCCACCAUGAAGACAGAGGCCGGGGUGCCGCUGGUGGAGGUGCAGGACCCAAUGGAGGUGCCGAGGGGUGGACAGCGGGCGCACGCUCGGCCCAGCCUCAGUACUGUGCACUGGCACCGUACCCGGCCCAGCCUCUGUAUGGGGCGCCCCAACAAUUACCCAUCCUGCUCUAGCUCCACAUCCAACUCCCACAGUAGCUUCACCAUCGGCUGGCCGGGCUCCUAUCGCCGGAACAGUGACAUGGGCCCCCGCGGCUGGGGCCCACUGCCGCCCGUGAAGGACCAACUCCUGCUGGAGAAGAGCCUCAGACGGCUGAUGCAGCUGGAGAACCAAGGGAAAGGCCUGGGGCAGCCCUGCUCCCACAGGGACUCCCUGCUGUGGGACUCACUGGGCAGCCAGGCCAGCAACCAGUGGACCCCAGAGCAGCCACUGUCCUGGGUCUCAGGUCUGCUGGGCUCCAGCUCGGACACACCCAAAGCGUCAGAGCUGGGCCCUCGAGAAUGGGAGCUGCUCUUCCUCAAGCGGGAGCUGCACAAGGAGAUCAAGUCCUUGCUGAGCCAGCCAGCGUCCUUUAACCUGCCUGGCUACCAUGUAGGUCGCGAGCCCCAUCGGACCCUGGACUUCCUGGCCAAGCAUCACCUCUUCCCUGCCCUGCAGAACGUGGUGAAGCAGGCGGUGGACAAGCUCAGCAGCGCCUGCCGCCGUGAUGGCUAUCCUCUCUUCCCGUCAGAAUGGGAGCCUGCCACUGAGUCCACCUCCAAGGUGGCCACACCCACCAACAGGGAGGAGCCCUAUGAUUCGCUGCCCACCACGGCCUCCAGCCCCAAGAUAAACCACAGGAAGAGCCUCAAGUACAAGGGUCACAGCGGCAAGCCCAAGGAAGGUGGUUCCCUUGUGUCUAGUACUCAAAUGGCCACCAGAUUCAGGCUAGAGAGCCCCAAUUACAAGCUCACCGAGAAGAAGCUGCUGCCCUCCAUCUUGUCCGAGUCCUCCGGGUCCCACCUCUCCAACCCCUGGCAGGAGGAGCUGGUUAGCUACCUGAGGGAUCAGGCUGUCUCCUUGCUCAUCUACAAGUACAAGUUUGAGAAGAACCUCACCAGGCAGCUGGGCUUCAUCUCCUUCCCUGUCACGGAGGCACUUAUGGACCUCUUCCUGGGCUUCAAGAAGGUGAAGGGCUCACGCAUCCACCUGUCCUCCAAGGUCGACUGGAGCUGCCUGCUGCGCAGGCUGGAGGAGGCCGAGUGCAGCCAGCAGGCGUCAUGGCAGGCAUCUCAGCAGGAAUCUCGGCCGGCGUCCGGGCCCUCAUCCCGGCACACCUCCCCGCAGCACAGCACCCACCGGCAUCGCGCGAGAACCCCCUCCACGCUGCCCAAGCCGGCCACCAAGACCACCAGGAUCCCGGAGAAGGCCAGGGAGCCCCACCCUGACAGACGGUCUCCCAGCCCCAGGCUGCUCACCCCCCAGGAGAGCAUGGCAGCUGGGAAGAAGGAGCCUGCAAGGCCGCCAGAGCCCAAGCUGUCCACGUUCUCCAACACUAGCGUGGCCUCCAGUCAGUCCUGGCAAACGGUGGACGUGGGGGACAACCAGAGCCUCAAGGAGGAGGAGGACGAGGAUGAAGUGGAGGAUGAGGAGGAGGAUGAGAAAGAGGACAAGGAAGAGGACUACUUCUUUGGAGGUGAGGGCGAGCCCCACAGCUCCCCGGAACCUCAAGUGGAGGUCAAGGUCCGCCCCUGGGCAGAUGCAGAUGUAGGCCACGGUGACCCCCCGUGAGGCCCCUGGGCCGUGCCAAGCGCUCCAUGCCCUGCUCCUCCCGCCCCAUCUGGACGCCACCUUCCCAGCCAGCCCGCCCAGAGCAGAGGUCAGAAGUGUUGGCACCCAUGGGGGUUUCUGCUGAGCCUCUCAGGGGAGCCAGUGGGAGAAAUAAAGCUCGUGUUGAUGGAGCACAUUUUUCCUGUCAGAGAUUCCAGCCUCCCCUCCACACCUCUGCCCCCAAGGAGCUGGCCUUCAUGGCAGCUGCCAGUGCUCUGAGCUCAGGACCUCCAAGCUCCGCUCAUGGCCACACAGGACCACAAAAGCUGCUUUCGUCCCCACUGCCAUAUCAUUUGGCUCUUCUCCACUCCAUCUGCCUCUUCUGGCUCUUCAAGCUGCUGGGGACUCAUGGUCCCCCUCCCUCACCACUCCAUGCCUCACACUGGCUCCCGCUGCCUGAGGCUCCUCCUCUGCCAGGGUGCAUCUCUGUUCUCCUGAUACUCCCACCAGGGCCUGUCUUCCAGACUUGUAUUUCCCAGGGCCAGCUCCCGCAUCUUGAUGCCCUCCGCCAGGUCAUGUGGGGGCUGCUGGUCUGGUUGGUCAAGCUCUGGAAUGACUGCCCCAGGCUGGCCACGUGACACCCCUUCUGCUAUGGCCCUGGGCAGAGCAGCUCUCUCUGGAAGGGUCUGUGGGCAUGGCUGGUGCCCGGGUUGGCAGGUCUCAUCUCCAAGAUUCUCCUGGAGCCUUGGGCCAUCCUGGGCCCCCAGUUCAGCACCCUCCUUCCCUUCUGCCUUCCUCAGGCAGCCUCUUGGUUCCCAUGCAGGCAUCUUCACCUGGGGAGCAGCUCCACCUCUCCCCUGCUCCCUGCUCCCUGCCCCUGGAGCCCACUGGGUAUGUAGAGGCCAGACCUCCUCAGCCACCCCGACCACACUUAGUGGCCCACAGGGGAGGACACAGCAAGUGCAGACCUCCCUCUGGAGCCAGGCAGGGAGGACCCUCCACACUGCUCCCACGCCCUGCAAUUUGGGGAGGAGGACAUGCCCCAUUGCCUGUCAGAGGAUCUGGGGUCCUAAGGUGGGGAGUCAGGGACUCCCAUUUUUCCACAGAGCUCUUGUGGCAAGGAUCUUUUAGGACACACACUUUCCUCACACCCUUUCCCCAAGGCCAACCCCUGCCACCACCACUGCCACACAAGACCAAAAAGCUGCUUUCGUCCCCACUGCUGUAUCAUUUGGCCAUAGUUGAUUGGCACAUCCAAUACCCACUUGCUUCUGCAUUUCGCUGCCUGGACUCUCAAGGAAGAAGAAGAGCAUUUGCGCCCGCCCCCACCUCAGAGGCACAUGUCUAGAGACCGACAGUCCCUGGGGUGAGAGCAGCCCCUUUGGGCAUCCUUGGAAUGUGAUGCUAGAGACAGCUCACCUUAGCUUCUGUUCCAGGCAUCUGUUACUGUGUAGCAAACCAAGACUUAAGUGGCUUCCAACAAAAUCAUCAUUUGUAAUGGUACUGCGGUUUGAUAGCCUCAACUGGCAGGGGUGUAGCCA